Colletotrichum godetiae is the source of this 1068-nucleotide messenger RNA. RefSeq lists its product as uncharacterized. The transcript has a single exon. Bases 1 to 1068 code for a protein of 355 amino acids. NCBI's taxonomy places the organism in Eukaryota, Fungi, Ascomycota, Sordariomycetes, Glomerellales, Glomerellaceae. The record is from RefSeq and is a predicted model, not a curated record.
AUGGCGUCGAGUUCAAGCCGGAAGCCCCAGAUCUUCGUUCACUUCGAGUUUGGGGUCUCCUUCUCACCUAGACAUGCACCCAAUCAACACUCCGUCACAUAUGCCUCUCGUGGUUUCCGUGAUCGCGCUCAGUUCCCCAGACAAGUCCCGCCGCCGAAUACAAAUUAUCUAGCAGAGCCCUCCCACUCGGCCCAUCAACACCAACCGACACGAUCUUCACCACCCAUCCAGGAAUACUACGCACCCCAAGCGCAACCACCAAUGCCGCCACACUAUGAAGUCAGUAGACAAUCUCGACAAGAGAGUCGAUCGAGCUCCUCACACGAACGAGGUAGCUCUGCCCCGCCGCCAUGGAACGACAGCCCCUGGGACGCCGAGCCGGACGCUCUAGGAAGCUCAGCGCUGCCUCGUCAACGACCGCGGGCCCAGAAUGCGCCCGACUACUGGAAGGCAUUGCCCGAAGUGCCUUCACGUUUCCGACUCGGCGAGGACGAGAUGCCGUGGUCAGCGUCAUCGUGGCCAGGCGAGUUCGGCAUGCCAGACGAGUCCGAGGUCGUCGACGACUACUCCUCCGAGCUGUCCAUGAAGUUCCGCGACGUCUCCCUCACCAACGCCACGCCAAUGCCCCGCGAGAGAGGGGACGACGGGCGGAGACAUGACCUGGAGGCGCUGUCCGCGGCAAUGGUCACCGUGGACAACGGGUUUGAGAACCAGUGGUGGUACCAGGGCGAACGCCAGCAGAUCACUGCGCCGGGGGUGGUAGCCGGCGACUUACACACGACCGCCGCGGCGCUGGCGAACACGACGACGACGGCGACUGCUGAGGCGGUGGUGUCUCCUCUUCCUCCUCUCCAGACCCCUGUGCACCUGCACCAGCAGCUUGGGGGCUACGAUACGAGGGAGUCGAUGGGAUGGGUGUCUGCCCAGGGCGGGGAUUCUCACGCGAGCAUGAUGAGCGCUACCAUUUACAACCCGAGUGUCUUGGUGUCACCCAUGUCGGAGUACGCGAGCCCCCGCCUUCACCGGUCGAUGACUACGAGGUCCGAGGAGCUAUUCUUUUACAGCUGA